Arachis duranensis is the source of this 688-nucleotide messenger RNA. RefSeq names its product MLO-like protein 6. Lineage: Eukaryota; Viridiplantae; Streptophyta; Magnoliopsida; Fabales; Fabaceae. The record is from RefSeq and is a predicted model, not a curated record. Bases 153 to 626 code for a protein of 157 amino acids. The transcript is spliced from 6 exons. Gene Ontology annotation, biological process: defense response. Gene Ontology annotation, cellular component: membrane.
ACUGCUCUUUGAGAUGUGUUUGUGCAUAUGUUAUUGUAACAGUUGUUCAGAAUAAUUGAUAUUCUAUUGUUUCAUGGCAGGGCAUAUGAGCAUAUUGUUCUUGUGCAUUAUAGAGAAACAAGUGAGAUUGGGAUUUGAAGUUGCAGCAAACCAUGGUGGAAAAUUUUCCCUUGAACUCAGCUGAUGCAGCAUACACAAAAAUCAGAGGAAUGCUUUCUACCCUUGGCGAUCCAUUCACUCGGAUUAUCAGUCCAAAGGAAUACCAAGGAUUUAGAAUUGGAAGUGAUGGGAACUUACAAGGAGUAGGCCUCUUCAUAAAUAUUGAACCAAGAACUGGACAUUUGCAGCAUGUUCAGCAACCUGAAAAGUUCAGACUUACGAGACAGACUUCCUUUGGGAGGAGACAUUUGAGUGUGUGGACCACAAAUCCUAUUCUCAUUUGGAUUGUUUGUUUCUUCAGGCAGUUUGUAUGCUCAGUACCUAAAGUGGAUUACUUGACCUUGAGACAUGGGUUUGUCACGGCACACUUGGCACCUCAAAAUCACCAGAAGUUUGAUUUUAUGCAAUACAUUGAAAGAACAUUGGAAGAGGACUUCGAAGUUGUUGUAGAAAUCAGGUUCAUGUGAUGAUUACUAUAUGUAUUUUAACAAUUAGCUACCGAUACAUUAAUUAAGUGAAUUUAUAAUUA